AUGUCUGUACAAGGUUGUGAUGCUUCAGUCAUCUUAACUGACAGCAAAGGUGAACGAAGCAAUUUCACUGAGAGGCAAGCUGUGCCAAAUAGGACAUUGAAAGGUUUUGACAUAAUAGAUUUGAUUAAGGAGGAGGUUGAAAAGGCUUGUCCUGGAGUAGUAUCAUGUGCUGACAUACUUGCACUUGCCACCAGAGAUGGCAUUCUUCUGGUUGGUGGCCCAUUUUAUCCUGUAUUCACGGGUAGAAGGGAUAGCAUUCAGUCUUACUUCAAUGAAGCAGUUGCUGAGAUUCCAAAUCCUGAUGGUAACCUCUCGGAGACACUUUUCCUCUUUGGCCUUAAAGGUUUUGAUGAAAGAGAGACAGUCAGUCUUUUAGGGGCACAUAAUAUUGGAAAAAUUAGCUGUGAGUUUAUUCAGAAUCGCCUCUACAAUUUCUUAGGGACUGGACAGCCAGACCCAAGCGUUCCAUUGGAUUUUCUCAAUGAAAUGAGAAUAAAUUGUCAAGAAAUUCGUGACAGCAGCAAUGGUAUGUCUCCUACUGCCACAAAUCCAUGUAUCUCGGAAAGUACUGUCUUCCAAGGACUAACUUCAAUUUCCUCCGGAGCUGGUUUUGACAAUCACUUUUAUCAGAACUUGGUAAGGGGUAGAGGACUCCUCUUUUCUGAUCAACAACUAAUGGCUGAUGAGAAGACUGCUAGAUAUGUAAGGGAUUAUGCCUUUGGUAAUGGAUCAGCCUUUAGAACAGACUUUGCCAGGGAUAUGGUAAAGAUAUCUGUACUCGAUGUAUUGACAGGAUUCCAAGGUCAGGUCCGAACUAACUGUUCCCUGCCUCUCUAUGGCUCUUAAACAACAGUCUCCUAACCAGGUUGUGCAUUUUGAGAUUCUCCAAUUCUUUACUAGUUUAAUGUACUACUAUCUCGAGGAGUUGUACAAUUGAUGAAAAACUUUUUGCUUCAAUACCUUCAACUACUAUUAAACCCAAUUGUGGAGCAAUAAUCAAGUUGAGGAUGACAUUUUGAUCUGUUUGUAAGUUUGAUCAGGAGAAUUCUGGAUAAGUAAUAUCUGUAGUGUACGAGCAUGAUUUCACUUCAUCA
Theobroma cacao (cacao) is the source of this 1094-nucleotide messenger RNA. NCBI's taxonomy places the organism in Eukaryota, Viridiplantae, Streptophyta, Magnoliopsida, Malvales, Malvaceae. The record is from RefSeq and is a predicted model, not a curated record.